CGGGGCCCGUUACGGGUUUCAGGCCAACCAAAGGUUUUAACAUCACCAUGGAUUCCAUAACUUGUAACAGGCCCCUUCCCCUUCAGGUCGUGUUUACCAAAUCUCGAAAGGGGGCUCGUUUCAUAACGCGGCGAUCCGUACCAUCCGUGCUGAGUUCAUUGCCCGAAGGCAAGAACCAAUCACAGUUUGUAGCAGUCUUUUCUCAGAAUAUCUUACCUUCUCAUGAUGCCUACUCAAGCAUCUUCAAAAACCCGCCUUCACCAGCAAAAGAUGACGUCAAGUCAAGUUCAGACGCUCAGGAGACUAGAGUUCCAUAACGACAUCGCAUUAUCAUUUGCAUACCCUCUGGCUUCGCCUUGGAGACAGACGAUGAUCGCGACGACCGCGGCCUCAAAGAGAAACAUGGCAUAUCCAGAAAGCGUCGGCAGAAGUUCAAUCCUCUCGUCAAUUCCCUGCUCGUACGACCUGGUCUACGCAGAGUCGCGAGCCAGCGAGGAAAAGCCAAGUGGGGUCUCUGGAGCAGCAAAACAUUCCGAAUGCUGGGCGGAUGCAUCUAGGCAAAAUCAUGGGAUGUUUCGGCCGGUCAGCAUCCGACUUUCAGGAGGACGGAAGGUCGAAGCGUUGGGGAGAUCACGUAUGGCCGGGGACGCAGCAGAAUUGUCACGCAUAGUUACAUAUGAAGACGUCACCGAAAAGAGGACAGGCCAAUGGACUGGAAUCCUGCUCUCGUGUGCCAUGGUUUAUGAUGGCUUGAUGUUCUUUCCUAGCAGCGGAGAUCAGGUUACCGACCGUGGUCAUGGGAGUCUUUCUGUCCAACAGUCAGCUUGAAGUCACCUCAGCAUACAUGCAAACGCUUGAUUGUGAGACCCCCGAAUUUAAUGUUAUUUGAGAUGGCCUGGGAGCUAGCCG
This is a messenger RNA of Fusarium oxysporum Fo47, 909 nucleotides long. RefSeq lists its product as uncharacterized. Bases 223 to 828 code for a protein of 201 amino acids. NCBI's taxonomy places the organism in Eukaryota, Fungi, Ascomycota, Sordariomycetes, Hypocreales, Nectriaceae. The transcript is spliced from 4 exons. The record is from RefSeq and is a predicted model, not a curated record.